AUGGGCGUCCUCAACUAUACCCAAAACAAACCCAAGGACAUGUCAAGGGGCUACCUCGAGGCCUGCAACUACAGCAAAGACGCCCAGUUCGACUUCCAUGACCGAAGCCCCAGAAUCCAAGCCCUGAGGGGUCCAGCUGCCGCUUUGUACCACGCAAAGCUGAAGCAUGAGAGACAAACCAGGUGGUACGAGCUGCAAAAACAAAAGGCUUUGCAGAAGAAGGCUUUGGAAGCCGAACGGGUCAAGGCUGGCGGAAGAGCGGCUGUGCCGGCUGGGGAGGAAGGGAAAAAGAGAGGCAAGACGGAUGAUGACUCUGGAGGUAGGAGCGGGGGCAAGACCGACUAUGGGGACAGAUGGAAGAACUCUGGGUCUGGAGGCUUCCAUUUCAAUCACAGUGAGUACGACUUGAGGGACUGGGCGCUUGAAAGGGAGAGCAGAUGA
Molecule: messenger RNA, 441 nt
Organism: Cryptococcus wingfieldii CBS 7118
Lineage: Eukaryota; Fungi; Basidiomycota; Tremellomycetes; Tremellales; Cryptococcaceae
Exons: 1
Coding region: 1-441 (146 amino acids)
Source: RefSeq, a predicted model, not a curated record